Paraglomus brasilianum is the source of this 207-nucleotide messenger RNA. The record is from the annotation of a GenBank genome assembly. NCBI's taxonomy places the organism in Eukaryota, Fungi, Glomeromycota, Glomeromycetes, Paraglomerales, Paraglomeraceae.
AUGGAAUUCGAAAAGGGAGUGUGUAGUAAAAGAGCUGCAAUACCUGAGAUUGAGGAUAGAUUGAAUGAUGAUGAGAUAAUUGCUUUGGUAAAUGGUGAAGAAGCUGUGGAGGAAUGCAGCAAUUCGCAAAUCGAACGUAAAAUAGAGGCUACAGAUGCCGUGAAAUCAAUUGAUAUGUUAAUAACUUUCCUAGGACAUUGGUCUUAG